Phlebotomus papatasi is the source of this 3502-nucleotide messenger RNA. RefSeq names its product spermine oxidase. The record is from RefSeq and is a predicted model, not a curated record. Lineage: Eukaryota; Metazoa; Arthropoda; Insecta; Diptera; Psychodidae. The transcript has 5 exons. Bases 229 to 3090 code for a protein of 953 amino acids. Gene Ontology annotation, molecular function: polyamine oxidase activity.
UAUCGCUGGUACGCCACUGGAUUCCGGGUCAUCAACGUUGUCAAAUAAUUCCCCUGUACAUUCACAAAAACGGCAGAUAAUGCGUGGCUGCCGCGACGUUAAAAUUUUACAUAUUCGCACCUCAUUGCUUUAUCACUAUUCUUAUCUCUAGAUCUAGUCACGGAGUUAUGUAAGUUGUCCGGGAAGUAAAAUUGUGUAGUGCAAUAGUGAAUAAAAUUUUGAUAAAAAAUGAAUGCAAAAAUCGUGGUAAUUGGUGCAGGUGCUUCCGGAAUCUCAGCUGCUAGUCGCCUGCUGAAGAACAAGUUCACCAAUGUGGUGAUUCUUGAAGCUGAGGAUAGGAUUGGUGGUAGGGUAUUUACUGAACCCUUCGGUAAUAAUGUGGUUGAUUUGGGGGCUCAGUGGUGUCAUGGGGAAAAGAAUAAUGUGGUAUAUGAGAUGGCAUCGCCAAAAAAUCUCUUGGAAGCGGCUCGAUACCAAUACGACCGAACACUCCUGAUCCAAUCCAAUGGUCGUGUGAUUGAUGACAAUACGGCAGAUUUACUUAUGGCUCUGGCCAUUUCUACAGUAGAACUGUACAAGGAUGAAAUAGCCAAGCAGGAUGGAUCCCUGGGAACCUUUAUUGUUAAAAAAUUUAACGAAUGCCUAAAAGAAGAUGACUAUAAAAAUCUAGAUCCUGUUGUAGCUGAACAAUUUCUCGAUUUCUUCCACAAAUACGAAAAUUCUAUUGAAGCUUCCGAUACUUGGUUUGAUACAUCAGCCAGAGGCUACUUGGAAUACUGGGAUUGUGAGGGAGAACGUCUCCUAAAUUGGCGGGAUAAAGGGUACCGAACGGUCUUUAGUCUAAUUACUGAUGGUAUCCCAAUUGAAUCAUUCGUCAAAUUCCGCAAAACUGUUACUAAUAUUUCCUGGAGCCGUGAACAAAUCGAUUCCUCAGUUAUUGUUAAAUGUCAAGAUGGAAGUUCUUACACUGCUGAUCAUGUAAUUGUGACCACUUCAUUGGGAGUCCUUAAAGAAAACUAUCACAAAAUGUUCAGUCCGUCCCUUCCGCCUGUUAAACGUAAUGCCAUCGAAGGAAUGAGUAUUGGGACUGUUGAUAAGAUAUUUAUAGAAUUUGAUAAGCCCUUCUGGACUAAGGAUUGGUUGGGAUUUGCUCUGCUGUGGCACAAAACUGACCUGGAAGAAUUGAGAAAGUCCGAGAUGAUGGAUUGGUUGGAAGACAUUUUUGGAUUCUACGUAGUUGACUACCAGCCCAAUGUCCUCUGUGGAUGGAUUUCGGGAGUUAAAGCCAGGAAAAUGGAACGGGAUACUGAUGAGAAUGUCAAGCGUGGAGUAAUGUAUCUCCUGAAUAAAUUCCUCAAGAAGAAUAUCCCCGAACCAGUUGCAGUUCGAAGAUCCCAAUGGUACAGUAAUCCCAACUUUAGGGGCUCCUACAGUUUCCGCUCCAUCACAACUGACCUGCUCAAUACUUCUCCGGACGACCUGGCUAAACCCCUAACUAAUUCCUUAGGAACUCCGGUAGUUUGCUUUGCUGGUGAAGCCACGCACCCUCAUUACUACUCCACCGUUCACGGUGCCAUUGAAUCCGGAUGGCGAGAAGCUCAAAGAUUAAUCGAUUUAUACAAAAAGAUCUCGGAAAAGAGUGAAAGUGAAGAUGAUGUCAUUGUGUUGGGUGCAGGAUUGGCUGGAAUUGGUGCUACAUUAACGCUACAAAAGGCAGGAUUUCGUACGAGUUUGAUUGAGGCUAAAAAUCAACCAGGUGGUCGAAUAAGGACAGUCCCCAUGGAAUCCCUGUGUCUCGAUAAUUGUGCUAAUCCUAAUGAUAAAGUCAUAAUAGAGGCAGGUGCUCAAUGGCUUCAUGGUAAGCAAAACCAGCUCUACAUGGAGGCAUUGGAAAUUGAUGUCCUAUCUCAUGAACUUAGUGAUGAAGGCCUAGGUUCUUACACAAAAGAUGAUGGAAGAAUUUUGGACGAUUUUUUUGUGAAAAUGAUAGACUUUAAAAUCGGGGAAAUCCUUGAGGAAUGCGAAACUUUCUACUUUGCAGAGAAUCUCGAAGAAUUCAGAAAUUUAUCUGUUGAAGAAUUUUUGAGAGAAAAAUUCGAAAAAUCUGUUAUGCCAUCCAUUGAACCGGACAAAAAGGAAGAUGCUAGACUUCUCCUGGAAUGGCACAUUCGGUUUCAAGUUAUUGACAAUGCUUGCCUAAAAUUGAGUGAAGUAUCAGCCAGAGAUUGGGGUCAAUACUCCUUCAAUGGUGAAAACUGCCAAACCCAUAUCAACUUCAAAAAUGGCUUUGGUAAACUUAUAAAUUCUUUAGUGUCGAGAAUUCCGUCCAAUUCCAUGGAAUUUAACUGUGAAGUUAUCAAAAUAGACUACGGAGGAGAUUUAGAAGAUGGAAUGUACAAAGUGCGGAUCGAAACUGCUGAUGGUAGAGUUUUUAAGGCUCGACAUUGUAUCAUAACUUUCUCUUUGGGUGUCCUAAAGGCUUCCAUGAAAACUCUCUUUGAACCUCAACUGCCUGGUCCACUUCAAAGCUUAAUUGAGGCCUACGGAUUCGGAACAAUCAACAAAAUUUAUCUCAAAUACGAAAAUCCAUGGUGGGAUAACGAUUGGGAAGGAGUGCAAUUUAUCUACAAUGAUGAAAUGAAGACUGACCACUGGACAAGGGACAUGACUGGUUUUGAUUUACUAAAACCCGGAGCUCCAAAUACACUAAUCGGUUGGAUUGGCGGUGAAGGUGCUAUCAAAAUGGAGUGCCUUCCUGAUGCCAGUGUCAUUGAGGAAUGCACAAAUCUCCUGAGGAAAUUCACUGGGAAAAACGUACCUUAUCCUAGUAGCUUCUUCAUCACUCGCUGGAAUCAUGAUCCCUUCAUCCGUGGUGCCUACAGCUUCACAAGUGUCUCCAAAUGUCUUCUCCGGGACAAUUGUUCCCUCACUGAACCCCUUCCAUUUCUCAAACUGCCAACCCAUCCUGCCCUCCUUUUUGCCGGAGAAGCCUGCCAUGCCAAGUACUUCUCCACAGCUCAUGGUGCUUUUGCAUCAGGAUGCGAACAGGCUGCUAAACUUGUUAAUUUCUACGCCAACAAAUUCAACUGAAAUCAGGGAUUGCUUUUCUUCCAAAAAUUCAAAAUAAAAAUCUUUUUUUUUUUGUAUCAAUUCACCAGAAAUUUAUUGAAAACUUUUCUCUUUCUCUCUCAUAAUAGCAAUUUUUUGUGAAAUUCUUAUUAAUUUAAAAAAAAAUCAUUAGAAAAGACACAAUUUCUCAAAAAUUUUAAUGAAAAAAAAAACCUAAAUAUUUAGUGUUAAGUGGCUAUAAGCAUUUAUAAUCGCUGAAAAUCUUCCCAGAAAACUCUGCUGAUUUUUUUUUCUUACCAUGUCCUUCCCAUCAUCAAAUUGAUAGGAUGUCAGGGAUUUAAGGACAAACGCAUGAGAGCUUCUGUUAAUGGGAAAUCUAGCCAAUGUUACUUAAUAAAUUAUUUAAAAAUAAAUGUAUUACUGUUUCAUUAUA